Corylus avellana is the source of this 3226-nucleotide messenger RNA. NCBI's taxonomy places the organism in Eukaryota, Viridiplantae, Streptophyta, Magnoliopsida, Fagales, Betulaceae. The record is from RefSeq and is a predicted model, not a curated record.
UUUUUGACAACUUAGAAUUUGUGUUCUUCGUCUUUAGAAACACUUUACAUGUUAUGGAUGUUGCUGCAUUUGCUUACUGAAGAUCUUGCUAUGUUGUGUAUUCGUAGAUAAACGUUAGGUGCUGCUUGAAUCAGUUGAUUACUUUAAAAUUUGAUAGAUUAUUGUUUACUUUUGAGUUUGUUUAUCUGGGUUUUUGCUUAAACGUCCCUCUUUGACGAUCCGGACUUUGCUUUUGGAAGUAAUAACUCAUCUGGGUUUUGCUUUUAGAAGUGAUUGACAAUCUUGAAGGUGAUUGUGACCUGGGUUAUUCUCAAAACCAGGUUGGUCAUUUGGGUUUUGCUGUGGACGGGCUUUAUGAGCUGAGGGUGCACUGUGGGGCCUCUGGGGUCUGGUCGGUUAAGUUUGGUGAUUUGGAAAUUUCUUCAAUUUCAAGUUUUGAAACUCGGAGUUGGCGUAAGAUUGGAAAUUGGUCGCUUGGUUUGGCUUCUGCAUGAGAAUUAAGAAGAUUUUGUGAAAGUUUCAUGAAUGAUUCUGAUAUAUGAGAUAUAUUUAGCUAGACUGUCAUCAGCAGAUUCGAAUACUGAAUAGAUGGCAAGCACGGUGCCAUCUCCGGAUUCGUCACCCUCGGCUGUGCCACCAGCUUCUACCACAACGUCACCUUCCACCAGUUCUCCACCACCCUCCAGCACCAGCCCACCCCCACAAACCUCUUCUCCUCCUCCUCCAUCCCCUUCUACAGCUUCCCCAUUAUCGCAGCCCAGUGAUAAUCCACCCGACCCUGCUAGCCCUUCAACUUCAUCCCCUCCGCCUCAGGCCCCUCCUGUUGUUCCAACAGCUCCUCCAACAUCACCUCCAUCACCCCCUUCAGGGGCUUCAUCUCCAUUGCCAUCUACAACAUCACCUCCUCCAACCUCUCCUUCUGGGACUUCACCUCCAUUGGCACCUAAAACAUCACCAUCUCCUCCUUCUUCUCAAUCGGAUCCUCCUACAUCACCGUCACCUCCAUCAUCCAAUGUUCCUCCUCCACCCAUCUCUAAUUCUCCACCACCUCUACCAUCAAAUCCUCCAGAAAGUUCACCUCCACCCCCUGUAAAAUCUAGUCCCCCAGCAAGUGCACCUCCUACAUCACCACCUAAACCACCAGUGAGCUCACCUCCUCCUCCAUCAUCAACACCACCAGUGAAUUCAGCUCCCCCACCGUCAGAGCCCCCUCAAAAUUCACCACCAUCAUCUACGCCACCCAAGAAUUCGCCACCACCUAAAAAUUCACCCCCACCACCAGCAUCUGGUCCAUCCCAAAGUUCACCUCCACCGCCAGCAUCAACUCCUGAAAAUUCACCUUCUCCACCGGCGUCUGUACCCCCCAGCAAUGCACCUCCACCUCCUAGUCUUACUCCACCUGGUUCUCAACCAACUCCUUCACCUUCAAACUCCUCUGCAAAGUCAUCACCCCCACCAUCCAUCAUACGAGUGGCACCACCUCCUUCAUCACUUGUUUCUCCACCAUCCCUGUCUCCCCCAUCUCCUAAUCAAAAUCCAAUCCCACCGUCAAAUGUUCCAGCUACAAACAAUACUAAUCCUAAGACAACAUCCACUGGUAAUGGGAGUAUUGGUACUGCAGGCUUAGUGGCUAUUGCUGCAGUGACGGGAAUCAUAGUGCUUGGCCUCAUUGGAAUGGCUGUCUGGUGCAUAAGGAAGCGAAAAAAAAGAGGUUCUGGACUUGGUGGUUAUGUCAUGCCAUCCCCUCUGUACCCUUCUCCAAAAUCAGAUUCAUCCAUUACAAAGACACAUUCUUCAGCUCCGCUUAUGCAAAGUGGUUCUGGCAGCGAUUCUGUGUAUUCUCCAGCAGAAGCAGGUGGAUUAGGCAAUUCAAGGUCAUGGUUUACGUAUGAAGAACUAGUCAAGGCCACAAACGGGUUUUCAAAUCAGAAUCUUCUGGGUGAAGGUGGAUUUGGUUGUGUGUACAAGGGACACCUACCAGAUGGGAGAGAGGUAGCAGUAAAGCAGCUAAAAAUUGGUGGUGGUCAGGGCGAGCGAGAAUUUAAAGCUGAAGUUGAGAUUAUUAGUCGCAUACACCACCGCCAUUUGGUUUCAUUAGUGGGCUACUGCAUUUCUGAGAACCAAAGGCUGCUUAUCUACGACUACGUCCCUAACAAUACCCUUUAUUUCCAUCUUCAAGGUGAAGGUGUGCCAGUUCUGGACUGGGCAACACGUGUGAAGGUUGCUGCUGGUGCGGCUCGUGGAAUAGCUUAUCUCCAUGAAGACUGUCAUCCUCGAAUUAUUCAUAGGGAUAUCAAGUCAUCAAACAUUCUUUUAGAUAACAACUUUGAAGCUCGGGUUUCGGACUUUGGGCUUGCCAAACUAGCUCUUGAUGCAAAUACACAUAUAUCCACCCGUGUCAUCGGAACUUUUGGAUAUGUGGCCCCUGAAUACGCAUCAAGUGGCAAAUUGACUGAUAAAUCUGAUGUAUAUUCGUUUGGAGUUGUGCUUCUGGAGCUAAUAACUGGAAGGAAGCCUGUGGAUGCAUCCCAACCCUUGGGAGAUGAGAGUCUGGUUGAAUGGGCUCGACCUUUGCUAAGUCAUGCACUUGAUAAUGAGGAAUUUAAUGAUUUGGCCGAUCCAAGGCUCAAAAUGAAUUUUGUUGAGAGUGAAAUGUUGCGCAUGGUUGAGAUAGCCGCUGCUUGUGUGCGACAUUCAUCUGCCAAGAGGCCACGAAUGGGACAGGUUGUUAGAGCCUUUGAUAGUUUAGCUGCUGCUGAUCUAUCUAAUGGAAUGAGAGUGGGGGAAAGCGAGAUAUUUGACUCCGCACAACAAUCCGCAGAAACCAGAUUGUUUCGGAGGAUGGCAUUCGGUAGUCAAAAUCAUAGUACAGAUUUUUUUAGCCACGAUAGCUUGGAUAGUUAAGAAUGACAUGGUAAAUAUUGGAGAGAUGAUGAAAUUGAACUAGGAGGGUUUGUCAAACCGAGCUGGAGCUCUGUUCAAGCGGGUUUAAUUUCAGAGUUCGGCGUAGCUGAGAUGCACUUCUGUACCGGUUUAUCAGCUGUAGAGAGUGAAAUUUAAACCCUUGAUUCUUGUAACUAGGUUCCAUUUUAGCUCCACAUAUACUUUUGGUGCUUUUGUACUUCAAUUUUGCUCGUGUAAUUACAGAUGAAAAAGAAUUUGUUUCCACCAGUAUCCAUGGUGGUGUUAAUAAAGCCAUUUUUCAGUUUUGUUACUGUUAGAUUCU